CAAGGGCCGACCCGGAAGCUUCUUCGCGGAGGGAUCCGUUCCCCAGACUCGCGCCCCCGGCCCCGCCCCGGUUGCCUAGGCGACGAAGGGCCGCACCUCCGGGGCGAGAUCCUGACGAUGUCUGUGGGGACCACUCCCGGGGGGACGACCCCCGCGGCGACGACCCCGGCGGGAACCACGCCCGAGUCGGAGAGAGAUGCUGAAUUCCAGGAGCAUGAAAAGAUUCUGUCUCCAGAUUUUCUUUCCCUUGCUCAAAUUACUGAAAUGCUAGCAGAGGACGUAGAUGGAGUUCAACAAAAACUGAAAAAGUUUUUAAAUUUCAAAAACCUUCACACCUGUUUAAAGGAAGCCAUUCUACUAGAUUAUUAUGUAUCUGGAUUUUUGUGGGCUAGAGGAAUGGACUUUUCUGUUAUUCAAUAUUCAAAAUUUAUGACCUUACUAGAUAUGUUACUUCAUAAUCUUAGAACACUGCAUAUGUCCUUGGAAGACAGCAUAAAAUGGCUUGGAGAAGUUAUGGCUGAAAUAGGACCAUCCCAUUCACAGAAAAAUGAGGAAUGGAAUGUCUUUAAUAUAAAACAAGCCAAUGCUGUCAUCGAUUACUUAAAAAUCAGCUUAUUUCAACACUACAAGCUAUAUGAGUUUCUAUUCUACUCUACCAGGGAAGAAAUUGUGAUAGGAACUGAGCAAGUGUUAGAGGUCGUCAAACCUUCAGGUGGUCUCUUCCCAGAUCCUUUAGAAGAAGGAAUCUCAUCUGAUAUUUAUUCAACAUUCAUAGAGCCACCCCUAACAUUGGAUACAGAAAUGAAGGGAUUGGAUCAAGAACAAGGCCCUGAGGAAUCCCAGUCAGAAGCCAACACUUCCAACGUGGAUCCUUUAGUGGGUUUCACCACCAAAGAUAUAAAAGCAGUGCUGGGUCAAGUUACAGAUGAUAUUUUAAUCGGCAUUCAGACCAAGAUAAACGAAAAGCUGCAAAUACAGGAAGAGGCCUUUAAUGCACGAAUAGAAAAAUUGAAAAAAGCCUGAGGACUCAGUACAAGGAGAGUGAUGCUAAACUUCACAGAAACAAACACAACCAGCCGAAAUAGUAGACUCAAGAGCAGAGUAUCUCCUUCAUUUCAUUGGGAGAGGAAAACCAAGCCCUGCGUUUUAUUAUCCUGAGUAAUUAGAAAAGUAUUGGCCCCCAUUUUGCUAUCUCCUUUCCCAUAAGAGCCUCUGAAUUUAUGGCACUAAGUGCAAUAAGAACAGUUUGUAUACAAGAGUUUGGAGAAUUGUAUAUAAAAAUACAAUUACUUUUACGAUACUCCUUUGACAUUUUGACUAAUAAAUGCUAUUCAUCUUCAGGGAGAAUGAUGCCAACUUUUUUAAAUAAGGAAAAAUAAUAAUAAUUUUAUCCAUAUUGACCCAGUGAGUUGCCACAUUACUGGAGCCCUGUGAACAGACACCACACUGCCACGGAUAAAACUUGCUAAACAAUAGCAAUUAAAAUGCAUAUACUAUGGGGUUUUUUUUUUCCCCCUUAAAUCACUUGGUUUUCUUAUUUAAACGUUUCAGUGUGAAACCAAUUUUCUGAAAUUAUAUAAUGCAGUUUGAAGCACUUUAAUUUAUUCUGUACUGUAUUUGUUAUUUCUAAUCUUGUUACUCUCCCAGGAGAAUACAUGACCUAUAUAAAAAGAAGCAAUGUAUAAAUGGUUAUUAAAGAACAACCUAUAUAUAGAUUGUAAAAAUCUUAAAUACAAAUCAAACUCACAGAGCUCUUAAAAUUAACCAUUAUAUUGCAGUAGAAUGAUUGAAAACAUCUCAUGCCUUGAAAUACCUUUAUUAAAAUAUGAUUUUAGAAUAAAAAUAUUCAUUUGCCAACUGAUUCUUUCAGGUUGGAUAAAUUAAAUUAAUUACUAGCUAGGUCCCUUCUAAAUUUCUUAAACUUCAGAGUAUUUGAGAAUGGAGAGCAUUACUAGGAAGGGGAGACUUCCUUCAAGAAGUUUCCAGUUUAGGGGUGCCUGGGU
This is a messenger RNA of Ailuropoda melanoleuca (giant panda), 2003 nucleotides long. It is a transcript of the gene CABCOCO1, whose product is annotated as ciliary associated calcium binding coiled-coil 1. Lineage: Eukaryota; Metazoa; Chordata; Mammalia; Carnivora; Ursidae. Bases 118 to 1023 code for a protein of 301 amino acids. The transcript is spliced from 8 exons. The record is from RefSeq and is a predicted model, not a curated record.